Molecule: messenger RNA, 1166 nt
Organism: Argiope bruennichi
Lineage: Eukaryota; Metazoa; Arthropoda; Arachnida; Araneae; Araneidae
Exons: 5
Coding region: 372-947 (191 amino acids)
Source: RefSeq, a predicted model, not a curated record
UGUCAUAUCCUUGUUUAUUCAAUAUAUUUUUAAAUUCAUUCAGCCAAAUGAGACUUUGAGCAGAUGUUGUCCCAGCAUAAUUAUUUGAAAUAUUGAGUAGCAUAGAGUUACGCUACAAGGAUUAUUAGCCAUAAUGUAAGCUUCAUACCACUGGCACUUGGAUUGGCACACGCCAGAAAGGAUUUGAGACAUUUCAAGGUGAUUUCUGUCCUGAAAUGACUGCCUGAAUACAAGGUAUACCUAGAACUUAAUAGACUUUUCAAGGUCAUAAAAUAAAUGCGAUUCUAGAUGAACAAAACUAUUCAAAAGAAAUCUAUGAUGGAUCGUGAUGACUCUGCAACCUUUGUACAGUAUCAUAGGAGACCUCAUUCAUGGGGACAUGUGAUGCGACAUGCAGUGAGGAAAGAUUGCGAGACUGCGAAGUAAAAUCUUUAGAAUAUUUGCAUUCCGUAAAUGAAACUGGAUAUGAUGAGUUUUGUGAGGAUCUAAGAACUAACAAGAACUGUCCAAGAAUUGUACCUGAAGACUGCAAAAAACAUUUCCCGACAGCUUCUACUCUUUACACUGUGUUCAUGGAACGCAUGUAUGAAUGGUGUAAUAGAAGCUCUGAAGACAGAAGAAUUUGGUUCAAGGUAGGUUUUUGUGCCACAAAGAAUCCAAGACAAUUUCACAAGUGUUUCAAAAUGCGUACUAUAAAGAAUGAAACUGAGGAUGUAAACCAACAAUCAAUUGACUGCGAGUAUUACGAUUUCCUUUAUUGUAUGUCUAACCAGGUCUUAAAUCAUUGUGGCGAAGAAGCAGAAAUUUUGUCCAAGUAUAUCGAAGGAAGUGUGCACGAGUCUUAUCAGAAUGUUUGCAAAGGAUGCACUGGCAUCAUCAAGAACUACUGGAUUCUAGAUUUGUUAGCUUUUCUUUCAUUUCUGUUAAAUUAUAAGAUUUUUUAUUAGUAUUUUAAUUCCAAUAACAAAAAAAUAACAAUAUGAAUAAACACUGGAUAUUAGAAUUUCAUAAAAUGAAAUAAAUGUUACAAAAAAAAGGAAGAAACCAAAUUAGACAAAAAAAAAUCAGAAAUAAAUUUGAAAUAAGGCUUUAUUUCCCGCUUUUAGAUAUUCUAAAUUAACUUUGAACUAACUUUAGAAGUAUAAGAUCAUGCUGAAAAUUUAGUA